AUGCUCGCGCCUGUCAACUCGCCUUCCCGCUGCCUCCGGGUACCCGGGCUUAGGGGAGGCCGCCCCGCGAUCAAUCGCCGCGCCCUAGCCGCCGCAGUGCACCCCGCGCAGUCAGUCAGGGAGCCUGAAGCCGACCCCGCUCCCCGGGCCCCGCGCCUUACCCCGGGAGUCGAAGAUGGAGGAAGACAGACCGGCGGCAGCAGCAGCGAAGGCAACAGCGGCAGGGCUGCGGAGCUGUCUCCCAGUGUGGACCCAGGUCCUCAGACAAGCCCAUUCCCCUGCCUGCCUACGUUUCGCCUGCUUCUCCUAAACCUGUAUUUUGCCCCUGCCCUGGAACUCCAGCUCCUUGGUGGAGAGACCGCCCUGCCCACUGAAGCCAAAGGAGGCCCCAUCGUCCCCGCAGGGUAA
This is a messenger RNA of Chrysochloris asiatica (Cape golden mole), 408 nucleotides long. Its product is annotated as cardiotrophin-1-like. The record is from RefSeq and is a predicted model, not a curated record. The coding region runs from base 1 to 408 and encodes 135 amino acids. The transcript is spliced from 2 exons. NCBI's taxonomy places the organism in Eukaryota, Metazoa, Chordata, Mammalia, Afrosoricida, Chrysochloridae.